This is a messenger RNA of Coregonus sp. 'balchen', 5919 nucleotides long. NCBI's taxonomy places the organism in Eukaryota, Metazoa, Chordata, Actinopteri, Salmoniformes, Salmonidae. The record is from the annotation of a GenBank genome assembly.
GUGCCACCAUCCUGUGCAGUGGUCACAGACUUUGUUUGCCAGUGCAUCGAGUCCCACCUGGUGUGUGACAGCAAGGCCGACUGUGCAGACGAGACAUACAGUAUGAGGUGGACUAUGGUGAGUAGAGCUGGGGAGUACUUAACUUAAUACGGUUACAUAUGGCUUGCUCUCACAAAAGUUCUCUCUCUCUCUCUCUCUCUCUCUCUCUGUCUCUCUUGUCUCUCUGUGUCUGUCAGUCUGUCUCUCUCUCUCCCUCUUUCUCCCCAUCUCUCUCUCUCCCUCUUUCUCCCAGUCUCCCCAAUCUCUCUCUCUCUCUCUCUCUCUCUCUCUCUCUCUCUCUCUCUCUCUCUCUCUCUCUCUCUCUCUCCUAGGCCACAUAGUACCAGGUUCCUGUAACUUUUACAUGCCAGAGGACAUGUGGGAGGAGACCUGCCAGCUGACUCAGGACCCUGAUAAUAACCUUGACUGGAGGAUUGGCCAGACGAGUCACCCUUGAAACUGGACCCCCCACUGACCACAGCCCUGGUCAGUACUACCCUCCUUGGACCUUGAGGUUUUACUGACCACAUGGUCUGAACAGAAUAGAAUAUAGCCAGGGCCCUGAGUUGUUCCUGACCAAAUGAUGAGAAAAAAUGGUCUGUAACUAACAGAUCACAUGCCCAGGGAAAGCUUGUGUCCUUUACCACUACAGUAAUGAGAUUGACCAAAAUGGUACCCUAUUCCCUAUAUAGUGCACUACUUUUGAAAAGGGUCCUAUGUUCCCCGGUCAAAAUAGUGCCCUACAAAGGGAAUAGGGUGCUAUUUGGGACAUCCCAUGGCAAUAAGAGGAUUUCCACACAGGAAAUUCCGGCGUUCUUCAGUUUAUUGGUAAUCUUAAGGGGUUAUUUACAGCUGUUUGGUUUGUGUGCUGUUAAAAACAUGGCUGCUAGUGUUGGGCUGGAAGAGAGUGUGUGCAUUUGUGUGUCUAUGUGCCUCUCUGUGUCUGUCUGUGUGUGUUUGUGUGCUUGCUCUCAAACCAAGUAGAAAGCCGAUCAUUACACCAUUAUCUGAUGUAUUAUAUCGCAACAAAUUGACCCAUGAACUUUAGAACAAUUGUUGUAAUUGUGGAACACAUCUAUCCAGAAUGUCUAGCAUAUUGUGUCCACACACUAUGCCCUAUAUAGUGCACUACCUUUGACCACAGCCAUAUGGGCCCUGGUCAAACAUAGUGCACUAUAGAGGGAGUAGGAUGCCCUUUGGGACGUAGCCAGAGUGUGUGUCCCUGUGACUGGCCACCCAGCUCAUUGAUCGUGGAGAUGAAUGUGGACACCAGGGAGUACAUUGUGUCACAGGCAGACCUUAUGAUCUCACUGGGGAGACAGAUCGAUGGACCUAGCCAGCCAGAUCGCUCUCUCUCUCACACACACACACACACACACACACACACACACACACACACACACACACACACACACACACACACACAGUGCUUAUGGACUCUACAAUAGAGAAUAGAGAGAAUACAAAAUAAUGGUGAUGGUGUAGGGGACUGAGGAGCCACACAGUGGAGUGGCUGCAAUGAUUAUAAAGACAGACUUUUUUAUUUUUUUAUUUUUUUAUUUCACCUUUAUUUAAUAUUUUACAUUUACGUCAUUUAGCAGACGCUCUUAUCCAGAGUGACUUACAUUUACAACUGCGACCUGGCCAAGAUAAAGCAAAGCAGUGCGAUAAAAACAACAACACAGAGUUACAUAUGGACACAAUCAAUUCCUAAUCACGCAUUAGCUGCUUUACUGUUGCGCAUAAAAGCUGAUUAAAAGUUUAGAAAACAUAAUAAAAACCAGCAUACAGGUCUUUUCUAGAAUGAAGGAGACAGGGAUGAGGAAUAAAGGACUGCGUAAGAUUCCGGACCAUUCUCCAGGGAGAUACAGUAUUCCGGGUGAGAAUAUUGUGGUGUGUGAAUCACCACACAUUGAGAUGCCCCCAAAUCCCCUCUAGCUCAUGUGGAAAACGUCCACUUUGUUCUGGCGUGGCCUCAGUGGCCUCAGUCUCAGUCUAAGAGAGUAAGCCAAGCAGAAUAAUCUUCUUAGCACUGCAUAGCUGCAGGGAACAGGCUCAUAGAGAGGAACAAUGGGUGCAUCCCAAAUAGCACCCUAUUCCCUACAUAGUGCACUGAUCAAAAGUAGUGGUUACUGUACUACCAAAUGAAUUUUGCUCUGCCCAGAGUACCCCUGAUGUACCCCUCAUGUGCAUUUUACCAGUAAGCCUAUGGUCUCAUGUGUCUUCUCAAGUACCCCCUGUGGAUAGGCCAAGUACCCCCAGGGGUCCUAGUACCCCUGGUUGGGAACCACUGAUGUAGGGAAUAGGGUGCCAUUUGGGAAGCAUCCACUGUCUUCAUAAAUGCCUUGUCUUAGGUGUUCCUAGACUGUUUCACAUUUAGGGCACAGAGAUUUUCCUGCCCAUGUCACUUCACCAGAAAAUCAUCUCGGUCCUUGUUAGAACCUAUAGGCCUAUGUAACCAAGUUGGAUUGGUAACCUCCCUCUUUAGCUUAAAAUGCUACCACCCAAGCCACCGAAAUCCUAGCUUUUCGGUGGAAUAGCUGGCUAAGGCAUUGUCAAGAGGGCUGUCAUGUGUGUUUACGAGACAGAGGAUGCAAGAUCAAGGACCGAUAAUGACUUGUGAGCGAGGAAGAUAUACGGUGAGGCCACAAUACAUUUGACAAGACACAAGACAUUUGAGUUGACUCGCUACUGGAGAAAUGACUAGAUAAUAUGUGUCGACAUAUUUCUAUCCAUGAUCCACAGGUGGAGAAGGGAAGUUUCUGUACGUGCACUCUGCCACAGAAAGGGAAGAUGACAUCGCCAAGGUUAUGACGCGGAACCCAUUCCCAGCCAGUAUUGGCCUGUGUCACCUACAAUUCUGCAUGGAUCAGACAGGAUGGGGACAUUAAACGUAGGAAGAAACCUUAAAGGGAAAGUUCAGUAUUUUGCAACGUAAAGUUAGAUGGUUCCGCCAUCACGUCCAUCGAUUUUUUGCUAGCUGUUUAAAGAAAACCGAACCAUGGAUUACAGUUUCUCCUGGCCCAUAGACUACAUUCAGGGUGAGGAACCAUCUAACAUUAAGUUGUAAAAUACUGAACUUCCCCUUUAAGUCAUGUCCUAAUAAAUAACUUAAGUCUUGAGAUGUGCAUCCUUGUACUCCACACUGUGUGGUUUCCUUGUUAAGUCACAGCUAAGUGACAUUUACAGUGCUGAAAUCUUGUGGUGUGUCACUCAGGUCUACAUGGUCAGCCCGAGUGGGACCCGCCUGCUGAUGUGGGCCGCCAGCAGUAACCAUGGCGAUCGGUGUUCCUACGCCAGUGUGAUCCUGUCCAACACGGCCCCCUUCAGAGUGACCUCCAGGCAGAAGUGGGGGGUGACGUGUAGACUGACAUCGCCCUAGAUGACAUCUCCUUUACCACUGAGUGUGUGGUGGGAGGUAAGCCACUUUCACAGGUUCUCUCUCUCACUCUCUUCCCAAACCUCUCCCGAAUUGACUCCUCUAUUUUCAUUCCUCUCCCCUUCCGUUCUCUCAUUCUCCUCCCUCUGCUCCUUUAUUCUCCUCUUCCCAAUUGUACAUCCCUGCCAUUUCCUUGAAUGAUCACAUCUCUCUCUCACUCAUUCCCCCUCCCUCCCUCCCUCCCUCCCUCCCUCCCUCCCUCCCUCCAGUAGGGGAGAAAAGCAAUUACAUUUGUAUUGUGUUGUUUUCACACUCCCCCCGUCUCCCCUUCCUUCUCUACCUACUGUAGGUUUUUCCACGUCCUCUCCUCUCAGCUGUUUACAGCCACCUCUCCCAUGGUUUGCAUCCUAAAUGCGUCCUAUUCUCUACAUAGUACUUUUGAGUUUAGGUUAUAUUUCUCUUCAAGCAGCGUAUGUGCAUAUGUACCGCGUGCGUACACACACAUACUGUACAUGUGUUCGUUCCCCCAGAUCCCGUGACCCAGAGCCUCUAACCGUUGGCGGUAAUAUAAUACCAUUAGCAUAGUAGGCCUAUAAUGUAACUGUUACACCAAAAACACCUCCUCAUUUCUAAUGAGAUUUUAGGAUGGUUUAAGCUGAAUCGUCACAUUGUUUUUCUCAUGCGCCAAAACUCAACAGAGCGCGCCACUAGGAAGGAUAUAUGCUUUGAUUGAAGCAAAAUACAAGAAAGGCAAUAGUUUGUUAACACCAUCUGCUCUGAUUCGCUCAUGAAAUAGUAAUUUAAGAAGAUCUAAAUGAUUGAGUUUGAGAUCAAUUAAAUGAUUGGCAUGGAGAUGCAGUUUGGACGUAUCACCGGAAAACCUUGAAGAAUGAUCAUUCACGAUUGACAGUGAUGAUGGCCUGUUUUGAAAAUGUUGUAGCCUAUGCAUAACUAUUUGAGGGCAUAAAAAAUUUACAAUUUUCUUGAGACACAAUUGUGUGGGUAUAGGCAGACGUUGCAAUUAGAGGAUGCAUUUUAUGCAUAUUCUAUAAUGAUAGGCUGGCUAUUCAAUUAGCUACAUCUUUCAGUACAAACUUUGAGGAAAUUGGUGCUCCCUCACCUAAAAGAAUAGCACUAUACCACUGAUCAGGCCCCAUCAAAAGUGUGCACUGCGAAGGGAAUAGGGUGUCAUUUGGGACGCAAACCUGGUCUGUGCUUCAUUCAACUGGCUCUGGUUGAUGAGAGAGUGAUGUUGUUGAAACACAUGUUUGGUCUUGUUGCAGAAUGCCCUCUGAGAUACUGUCUGCAUCAUGGAGAGUGGUAUGUGGAGCAUCAUGGGCCAAUAUGCACGUGAGUAUAAAUACAGCAAACAUGCAUUCACAUGGACACACUCACCACAUAACCCCCUGCCACACAACCCCCCGCCACACAACCCCCCACCACAAAACCCCCCACCACACAACCCCCCGCCACACAACCCCCCACCACACAACCCCCGCCACACAACCCCCCGCCACAUAACAGACUGUGCAGUUCUGUGCCAUUGCAUGCUAUGCUUUAGUAUGGAGUCAGAGACCCCAGCAUGUAGUGAUGCCUGGGGGACUAUGUAUGUCAGAGGUUCAGACUUUGAACUAGGAUCAGAUCAUGUUGGUCCUCUGGUCAGGAUCCUCUGGGAAGCUGGACCAAGGAAAGCCCAGCCUACAGACAAGGUCAACCUGCCACAGAGACCAUCCGGAAUGAGAAUAACACAAGCAGUGUGUUUUGUCCAAGACUGUGUGUUUUGCAUUAGAACAUCCCAUGGCAGCGCAUUAAUACCCCAAAAUCUAGCCAUGAUAUUGAGCAGAUGACGUCUUGGAAGAGAAGUACUGGAUAAAAUUGGCUUAAGAUAAUGUAAUUUUCUCCAAGACAGUGCCAGGGAGAAGUCCCCUUGAUUACCCAACCGAUGUGUCUGAAUGCAACUCCUUGUUCUGUUUACUGGUACUGUCCAUGUAGGAUUCUCUCCACAUAAGGACAUUGUUUUCCAUUGACGAGGUGCAUGUAUACUAACUUUCCUCCAAGCCUUUGUUCAUUCACUGUGCUUCAGUGUGGAAUGAGUGUGUGUAGGAUUUGUUUGUGUUCCUCUGUGUUAGCUGCAGUCAGGAAGUACAUUGUCCCAGGGGCGUAUCUUCUCAAAUGUUUUUUCCAUUCCAUGCUUUUUAUGUUUCCCCUCCCAUCUUUGUUCUACAUGUUGUUCAGCUUGGCUCAGUCUGUCCAAUGUCUGACAGCUUGGCUCAGUCUGUCCAAUGUAUGUUUGAAUCCAAUUAGACUGAAACAUUCACUAACCAGAGGUACAGAGUGGAAGACCAAGCGCGUACUGAACAGGGGUAUGUUGUAAAUAGCGCCUUAGGUGUGACCGGAUGAUGGACGACAUCGAGCGGCUGCAGAAGGACAUUCGCCGGCUAUCCAAUGAAUUGAAGCAGAAGGAGAGUCUCGUUGACGAGUUCACCAAUGUGGCUUUAGCU